AUGAACACCAUUGAAGCCGCCGCGUGGUCCAACGACGACGCGGAGCGGGCAAAGAUUGAGAACCGCGGGCUCAGCACCAACAAGUACGUCCGCGGACGUCGACUGGGACUUGGUGGCUCAAGGAUCGUGUACAAGACACUGCGCGUCAGCGACGGCAAAGUGCUUGCUGGGAAGUCGUCCAAAGCACCCAAGGACCUGGAGAGGGAGGCUGACAUUCUCGGGCUCCUGCAACAUGUACGUUGCUCUCCGCUUCCUCGCAAUGCCAGCACACGGCCUCUAACGCUUUAUCCACCGCUUGCCGACUUGCACCAGGAACACAUUGUGGCGUUCGUCGAACUAUACCACGAUCCCCUCUGCCCUGUCUCCGGCCUGCUUCUCAUGGAACUCUGCCCUUACGGAACCCUCCAGGCGCGGAUCGACCAGGUGACGCCUCACAUGGCACGGGGAGAAGUGCUCAGCGUGGUGCUGCAUAUUGCACGGGCUCUGGCGUACAUGCACGCGCGGGGGAUGUACCACUCGGAUGUGAAGCCGCGCAAUGUGCUCCUACAAAACUUUGAUCCCGUCCGCGUCGUGCUGGCGGAUUGCGCAGACGUCAAGAUGUUCGGGCAGCAGGGCAAGUUGAAGGGAACGCCGGCGUACUGGUCGCCGGAGAUGGAGACGACGAGGGCGCACUGUGGUCCUGCGGAUGACAUGUGGGCUUUGGGAGUGACGCUUCUGGGCAUGGUUGGGCAGUGGCCGCAGAUGGUGUAUACUGUGAGGGAUCUGGAGAUGUAUCCGAGGAGGUGCUUCGAGCAUGUGUGCAGGUUGGGGGAGCUGAAUCCGGGCGUGGGAAUUAUAAGGCUGUUGACGGGGCUGUUGGCUUGGGAGGCGGAGGAGAGGAUGAGGGCGGAGGAGUGUGUGCUUGCGGUGGGGGAGCUGGAAGGGGCGGAAGGGGGAGAGGAGCUUGGGAUCAGGUCGCCCGAGGCAUUUCGGCCCAUGUCGUUUUGGUGA
Metarhizium acridum CQMa 102 is the source of this 990-nucleotide messenger RNA. RefSeq lists its product as uncharacterized. NCBI's taxonomy places the organism in Eukaryota, Fungi, Ascomycota, Sordariomycetes, Hypocreales, Clavicipitaceae. Gene Ontology annotation, molecular function: protein kinase activity; ATP binding. The record is from RefSeq and is a predicted model, not a curated record. Gene Ontology annotation, biological process: protein phosphorylation.